AUGCUGGACGGUAUUAAAAUCGAAGAUCAUUUUAGAACGGGAGCGGCCACUUUGGGCGUGAUGAUCGGUGAGUUUACGGAUGGCUCAUAUUAUCUUUUAAUAUUCAAAGGUGAAGAUAUGUACUAUUUGGGGGAUUUAAUGGUUUCAUUCUCCUUUUAGUCUCAUAUGCCAUCCUGUGACGGCAAGGCCUUCCUGAACACAACACUUGGCAGGCACCUGUAGCAAUAAGCUACAAAUAGACACAAGAUAGAAAUUCAGUUUUCAUAUGGCCUAUUCAAAUGAUGUAUGCUAACCCAACAGUAACUUGAACCUAGCUAUUCUCCUGACAUCGACGUUAGUGGCAGGUUUAACCGUUGCUUAUGCAUUAUAUUUGUGAGUCAUUUAGUAAGACACGCCUACUAAUAUUGUUUUUUCUCCCUACCAUUCCAACUUUUUUAGUGAGUAGAAAAUCCUCAUUAUGUCUUUGAAUCCGAAAGAUACAGAAAUUCACAUUUUCGUUUAUCACCCAGGUGCUGAAUGCCAUCAUCAGGCCGUCUGCGAGGGAUGUCAGCGGCCUAUUUCCGACCGAUUUCUGAUGCGGGUCAACGAAUCGUCGUGGCACGAGGAGUGUUUGCAGUGCGCGGUGUGUCAACAGCCGCUUACCACAACUUGCUACUUCAGAGAUAGGAAACUCUACUGCAAAAUUGACUACCAACAGUAA
Messenger RNA from Coregonus sp. 'balchen', 700 nucleotides. The record is from the annotation of a GenBank genome assembly. Lineage: Eukaryota; Metazoa; Chordata; Actinopteri; Salmoniformes; Salmonidae.